Molecule: messenger RNA, 4256 nt
Organism: Betta splendens (Siamese fighting fish)
Lineage: Eukaryota; Metazoa; Chordata; Actinopteri; Anabantiformes; Osphronemidae
Product: DENN domain-containing protein 2A-like
Exons: 20
Coding region: 315-3626 (1103 amino acids)
Biological process (GO): retrograde transport, endosome to Golgi
Cellular component (GO): actin cytoskeleton
Source: RefSeq, a predicted model, not a curated record
GAAAGAGGAAGUCAUGUCAGAGUGUGGGGGGAGAGAGUGAAUGGAAGUUGCACACUGAGGCAGGGAGGAAAGUACACCGCACUUUAAAGUGAGAGUGUAGUUUGUCUUUUAUCAUCUAGUUAAACUGAUCAGCUACGCUGAGGUAUAGGUCUGGUUAGUGAAGGCGCUGCAGAUCUGAGCUGGAGGUGCAGCACAACGCUGUGGUUUGGAUCUCAUACCAAUGGAUACUGUUACAGCAGCAUCUCUGGCAAUAUGCUUCCAUUUUAAUACUGAUCACAUGGACACUGUACAACACAAGGAGGUGUACAGUUAUCAUGGAUGCCACUGAGUUAAUGAAAGCAAAGCCAGCCUGCAUCUACUCCACUGUCAACAGGCUAAAAACGUGCAGUCGUCGUGGGAGGGGGUUCCAGAUCGCUUCAGUCAAAGACAAAGGCACUGGGCAAAGGAGAGAGGGGCGACCGAAACACCCCUUAACCUCAUUAGUCAACCUGAGCAACCAAAGAGAAGAUUCACUCAUCAUGGCGAACAGGAGGCCAAACUGUGACCCUCACAGCAAUGACAAUACUCCUUCAGUUGGGAGUAAGUACCCCCGGCCCAAUGUAGGCAACAUUAAGGACAAGAUUUCACUGUGGGAGGGAAAGGAAGCCACUCAUUCUCCCGCUUCCUCAGCGCUUUCAGGCCAGUGUGCCAGCGCGAAAAAGGCAGAAUCCCAGACAAAAGGCAGCAGCAAAACUCCAGAUGAGAGUGGCAGGAGAGUAAAUAACCAAAAGGAAAAUCUGGGGAAGGAAAAUGUAGGAAAACCUUUGGAUUCAAGGCCUUGUUCACCUGUUGGGGAACACAUUAGGACACACAAAAGAGGGACCCUCAGGAGCAGCAAGCCCAGUGAAAACCAGAGAGACGACGAUGGGAAGAGAGAGACCAAGCAAAAAUACGAGAAAAAGAACGUAGAAAAGCCCGAGGAUUUAAGACCCUGUUCACCUGUGGGGGCUGGGAAACAGUUAAGAGGGACGCUAAGGAGCAAUAAGCCCAGCGAGGACCAGAAGCAGGAGGGUAAAAAGGAGACUAACAAAGACAUGAUAGAACAUGAGAAAGAAAACGUAGAGAAGCUCGCAGAUUCAAGACCUUGUUCACCUGAGGUGGCAGCGCAGCAGCAAGUGGGGACGUUGAGGAGAAGCAGUGACAGGAAACCAGCAGAGCAGUCCACGCAGGAGAGGAGGGACGUGUUCACGCUCUUCAAGAAGCUGGAGGCUUUGGGACAGAACCACGGGAAGACUCCCACAGAGCUCGGCAACUACUUCAGCCCGCCGAGCAAGGAGAAGCAGGGGGAUGCGAGGAGGAGGUCCGCGGGGGUCCCGGAGGGCAAGGAGCACCCGGAGAACGUGUACACGGAACCGGGCUCGCCCCCCAUCAACCCGGUCCCCAAGCCCAGACGCACCUUCCAGCACGCGACCCUCACCGGCUCAGAGAAGAGCCAAAAGGAGGGCAGGGCCCAGCGGAACCUCCCCCCGCUGCCCUCCGACCCAGCGUCACCCUCAUCAAAGCCUCCUUCUGGUGUUUAUGGGAGACAGAGGGGCGAGAGAGUGAGAGACAGCGUCAACAGGAAAUCCUUCGAGUUUGAGGACCUGGCAGGGUUGAGCAGCCCGCUCUCGUCUCGCUCACUGUCCCAGGAGCAUCACUAUGAAGACAUCCUGGACGCCUCCAAGGAGAAUCCAUACGAGGACAUUGAACUGGAGAGUCAGUGUUCCCAGCAGUCUUUGCCUUCGUCCCCUGGUGCCGACAUCUCAAAGGCCUCCAGACCCGGCUUCUUCAGGCAGAACUCGGGCAGGAGCUUCAAGCUGCUCGACCUGCGGCGAACCACCCAGCAGGCCCAGGGCUGUAGCAGCGGAGGCCUUUCAUCUCCACCGCAGCUCAGCCGAGCCUCCACCCCCACGGGGCCCGAACACGCACCCUGGGGCCCCGCAGACGCCUACAGCCGCACCUGCCGCCGCAUACCCACAGUCGUGCUGAGAAUCAACAGCAUCUUUGAGGCUCGUAUAGGGAAGAAACACCUAAGAAGAAUCUAUCAUUACGCUGAGACGAGCUCAGGAAGAGUGACAGAUGAGAACAGUGACUCUGAGAGCGAAGCUGAAGAAAGAGCAAAAGCUCACCGUCAGCGCCUGGUGUCGGUCCAGUCCAUCCUGAGCCAUCCGAGGCAGACCCAGGUCCACUACAAUGGUACAAGCCCCAGAAACGGCUCUUUGGAAAAGGAGCGCCACCAGCACCAGCGCAAACUUUUUGAAUAUUUCCUGGUUGUGUCGCUGCAGAAGUCCAAAGCCGGUGGCCACUAUCUGCCAGAGGUCACGCAGCAGUUCCCGCCUAAGUUGGAGAGAAGCUUUAAGUUCAUGAGGGAGACGGAGGAUCAGCUGAGGAUCAUUCCUCAGUUCUGUUUCCCUGAUGCGAAGGACUGGGAGCCAGUGGAGAACUUCCCGAGUGAGAUGUUCUCCUUUGUUUUGACUGGAGAAGACGGGAGCAGGAGGUUCGGAUACUGUCGCCGUUUACUGCCCAGUGGAAAAGGCAAACGCCUUCCAGAGGUUUACUGCAUCGUCAGCCACCUCGGCUGUUUCAACCUGUUCUCCAAGGUUCUGGACGAGGUGGAGCGGCGGCGGGCUCUGUCUCCGGCGCUGGUGCAGCCCUUCAUGAGAGCCAUCAUGGAGGCCCAGUUUCCAGCUCCGGGCCGGACCAUCACCGUCAAAACCUUCCUCCCCGGCUCAGGCACCGAGGUGAUGGAGCUGUGUCGGCCCUCGGACUCCCGCCUGGAGCACGUGGACUUCGAGUGCCUGUUCUCCUGCCUGAGCCUGCGCCUGCUCCUCCGGGUGCUGGGCUCGCUGCUGCUGGAGCGGAGGGUCAUCUUCACCGCCGACAAACUCAGCACGCUGUCCCAGUGCUGCCACGCGGUGGUGGCCCUGCUCUACCCCUUCGUGUGGCAGCACACCUACAUCCCCGUGCUGCCCUCCGCCAUGCUCGACAUCGUCUGCACCCCGACCCCGUUCAUCGUGGGCCUGCUGUCCAGCUCCCUGCCUCAGCUCAAGGAGCUUCCCCUGGAGGAGGUUCUGGUCGUGGACCUCGGAAACUGCCGAUUCCUCAGACAGUUGGAUGAUGAAGACUCCAUCCUGCCCUCAAAGCUCCUGUCGGCCCUGGAGAACAUUCUGGAGAGAAGAAAGGAGCUUGCGAGUGAACGAGGAGGUGACGUGCCCAGUGACUCUGAACACCUGAGCACCGUCGUGUCCGAGGCGUUCGUCCGCUUCUUCGUGGAGCUGGUCGGCCACUACCCCCUCUUCAUCGUCAGCGAGCGGGAGGAUGGCUACUCCUCCUCCUCCUCAUCCCCGCUCCCCUGCUCGUUCCAGCGGGAGGGCUUCCGUAAGGCGAUGCCAUCCAAGACCAUGCGGCGCUUCCUGGAGGUCUUUAUGGAGACCCAGAUGUUCGGCUGGUUCAUCCAGGAGAGAGAGCUGCACAGGAAGACUCUGAGAGGACUGUUUGAAAUGAGGGUGCAGGAGUAUCUAGACUCUAUCCACGAGAAUGAACACAGGAGAGUUAACAGGUUUCUUAAAGGCUUGGGAAACAAAAUGAAAUUUCUCUCCAAGAAAUAACUGCACAGAACACGUAAAUUAAAUAAAACACAGAAUAAAGGAGAGAUUUUAUGGACACGGGGAAGAUGAUCAUUUAUGUUAGUUUUCAUCCUCAAGGACCCAUUGUAAAGAUUCUGUCUUUGGUAAAUCACAAUUUGUUCUCACUAAUGAAGGAAGCUAGGACAACAGAGCAAAAGAAAUGGUUGUUGACACAACUGUACACAGAAAUAAUAGUGGCGUUAAGUAUAUUACUGUAAGAUAAUUAUGUGUUAUAAUAAAGCCUGAGUGAAUCAGUGUAGAAUGGUAGUGAUCUCAUGUGUUAGUUAGGGAUUUAAAUAGCAUUCAAUCUGAAUGAUCUUAAUCUAUAUGAUACUUUCUGAAUCCACCAGGGGGCAGUAGUAGUUUUCUCAUAAUAGAAGUUAUUGACACUGACAAAGCAAAAAAUGCCACAAAUCUGCAUUCCUGCUGUUUAAUGCUCCAGUUUUUUCAAGGUCGAAACACUGUAAACAGAAUAGAAUGAUUGCCUCAAUGUUCAUUUGUUUUAUUAGCAAUCUAAUGCCAAGGUCUGUUUCAUUGCACUGAAUGUCAUUUUUGUAAGCCUCUAUGCCCUAUACACAGAUAUUAAAUGAUGAGAUUUGGGGGUUUUGUCAA